This is a messenger RNA of Rhododendron vialii, 1527 nucleotides long. RefSeq names its product kinesin-like protein KIN-5C. Gene Ontology annotation, molecular function: plus-end-directed microtubule motor activity; microtubule binding; ATP binding. Bases 1 to 1527 code for a protein of 508 amino acids. The record is from RefSeq and is a predicted model, not a curated record. The transcript has 10 exons. Lineage: Eukaryota; Viridiplantae; Streptophyta; Magnoliopsida; Ericales; Ericaceae. Gene Ontology annotation, biological process: microtubule-based movement.
AUGUUGAAAGAGAAAGGCGUCGAUGUUCGAGUCGUUCUCCGUUGCAGGCCAUUUACCGAAGAAGAGUCGAUCAUCCAUGAGCCGCCGGCGGUGACCUGCACUGAGGACAAAGUAGCAGUCUCUCCAGACGACAGUCCUAGGGUUUUCACGACAAAGAAGGCGUCCGGUCUUGAGGAGGUUUUCACCUUCAACAAGGUUUUUGGCCCUUUGGCUCCACAAAUUGACAUAUUCAAAGCUGUAGUUCCGAUUAUUAAUGAAGUAUUCGAGGGAUUCAACUGUUCGAUUAUGUCAUAUGGAUACAUGAAUUCUGGAAAAAGCUACACGAUGAACGGACAGUAUGAGAGGUCAAAGAUUGGAUGUAAUGGGGAGUUGCCUCAAAAAGCGGGUGUCAUACCUAGAGCUGUGAAGCAUAUUUUUGACAAGUUGGAGCGUCAGACUGCCAAGUGCACUGUUAAAGUCACUUUCUUAGAGUUGUAUAGUGAGGAGAUCACUGACUUGCUCGCCCCUGAGGAGAUAUCUAGGAUUCCGGUGGAGGAUAGGCAGAAAAAACAGUUGCUUCUCGUCGAAGAUGGGAAAGGUUGUGCUCUCGUAAAAGGAUUAAAGGAGGAAAUUGUGACAAGUGCUGGUCAGGUUUUUGAUCUACUUGAAAGAGGGUCUGCAAAACGUCACACUGCUGAAACUUUAUUAAACAAACGAUCUCGUUGGUCGCAUACCCUUUUGUCAAUAACUAUACACACUGUGGAAGCAACCCCAGAUGGUGAAGGGAUUAUUGAAUGUGGCACGUUGAAUCUGGUGGAUUUAGCUGGUGCUAGAGAGGGUCAUACAAGCGAAGUUGGAGUGAUAAACAAAAGCUUUUUCACUCUUGGACAAGUUAUUAGUGCUCUUGCAAAGCAUCUUAAGUCCAUCCCUUACAGGCAUAGUAUGCUUACUCGUCUGCUUCGCGAUUCAUUGGGAGGAGGAACGAAGACAUGCAUCAUUGCAACAGUGUCGCCUUCGGUACAGUGUCGGGAGGAGACAUUGAAGACAAUAAAAUUUGCAUAUAUGGCAAUGACCGUUAACAAUGUGCCAAAGGUUAAUGGUCGAUUUUCUCAAUUAGCACUAAAGAGGUCAAUGGACAAUGUUUUCAGCAAUGACCUGAUUUUGUUUAAAAUCCUAUGCUAUGUGGACAAUUGUCCUUCAAUGGCCUUUGCACGGACGGUGCGCAAAAAUUGGUGCAGCACCCUUCACUGCAUUGAGCAGAGAGGAGGCCUUAUUGGGCCUCCAAUCUGUUACUCAUUGGUUUUUUUGGCGAAGGCUCUCCUCACGAGAGAGUUAGAGUCCCUUCUUCUCGAGGGAGAGAAGGCUGGAGAUGGCUUGAGGAGGUUGGCUCAUGUGAUGCUACAAAAAAAACUGCGACAAACCCUGCUAGCAAUUGAUAGACUUCCCGGAUUCAAGAAGCCAAGUGUGAAUGUUGCUCAAGCUAAGCUCCAACUACAAGCACCCCCAACUGUGAAUGUCUUAGAAUGUUGUUUACUGUUAGUUGAAUAG